Xylaria bambusicola is the source of this 2543-nucleotide messenger RNA. RefSeq lists its product as uncharacterized. The record is from RefSeq and is a predicted model, not a curated record. The transcript is spliced from 2 exons. NCBI's taxonomy places the organism in Eukaryota, Fungi, Ascomycota, Sordariomycetes, Xylariales, Xylariaceae. Bases 179 to 2404 code for a protein of 741 amino acids.
AGACUCCAUUGCCCCGGCCUCACUGUAUCCUUGUUCAACAUCCUCUUCUUACUACCAGAUAGGCAUGAAUCGCGUGAAUUUCCCUUUUCAGCCAAGUAAAACUACCAAUUCGCCGUCCCCAUCUCAGUCGCCAUCGUUCAACUGAGCCCUUCCCUUCGUCGAGCCGUUUCAAUGCGCCAUGGGGAAGAAGGGCAAGAAAUCAGCGCCAGGCGACUCUCCGGCCGAGACGACUCAACCUUCGCCGCUCAAUUCGACUGCCGCUAAGAAAAACAAAGGCUCCCCCGCUGCGACCGCGCCCACUGUAUCCUCGUCGGCUCUCGUCAUAUGUAGAAAUAAGCAUUGGCGAUACAUAUCUUCGUUCCAUGGACCAUGGCUCCAAUUGCCCGUCGAAGUGCUCGAAACCCUCGCCAAUGCGAACUACUACAUGCCUCUCCCACGCCCCGUCGACCCAGCCGUCUUUUAUGACUUGGUUAAGAUCAGACAGCUCGUCGACGGAGCUACAGAGCUGUCUGUGCGUGCAGCACACGGUGUCACCUCCUUGGCCUUAUCCAAUUCGCUCGCGGGGUUUCCCACGCAUCAUAUAGAAGCGCUGGGGCUAGGAUUACAAUAUGGCAGUAAUGGAGGUGCAAAGCUUAGUCCCGAGAGGAGGUUUCGUAUGCGAGAACAGGCCACCCAGAAGCUAUCACGGGCCUAUCGUCUUGACGAGAUAGCCUCAAGUGUUGCUACUAUGCAGUCGACAUCCACGCUAGAGAAUGUUGCUGGGCUCGUGUUGCAGCGAUCACCACAUGACCCGGAUGCGAAUUAUGUGCAUUUCUUUCACGAAAAGAUCCCCUCCAGGCAAUUGGCAGAGUGUACAGACUUGCGCGCUUUGGACAUGAUUAUUGCGCAGCGACCGUCGGACUGCGAGCCUUUGCGCACUCGCGCUAUUGUUCGGAUGUUCAAAGAGGAUUUUGAGGGUGCAGCUCAAGACCUCACUUCCGCGUUAAGUGUCUGUCGUCUCAACAGACCGCAUAAGCGCCCUGGGGAAGAAUCUAUGCAGCUUGAGCGCAGGGCCGGUAGACGUCGGGACAACCCUCCACUUGAUGAAAAAGACCACCCAAGCAGUACGGAGGUGCAGCUGUUAUUUCAGCGUGCAGGCUGCUACUUGACCCUGGCAUGUGACUAUGUCGAGCCUGCAUUAGCAAACGAUCUCGGUGAGCCCGCCGGUAAUGGUGUCAACGGCGUUGGUGGCACUAACGGGAGUGGGCCUAUAAGAGAAGGGGUCACGGACGGCACAUCCGGAGAUCAAGUGCCAACUAAGAGACAGCUCGAGGGCAGGAAAACCGUACGACUAUAUGCGAAGCGUGCAUUGCGAGAUUACAUGGAAUAUCUUAAACACUUCCAUCAUUCACCCAACUUGCCGAUUGAGGUAUCUGACGACUUCAGCCGUCAGGUCAACCAGGCGACACAUAGGAACAAGCGACACUACGGACAAUCCCGCUGGGCUUCGCAGGAAUCAAAUAGCCCGACUGGCAGUUCUGUUGGACAUACUGUCUACCCCCUAGCCACCUUGUUCUCAGCCACACCACCGGCAGAUCUUCCUCCUUAUCCAUCCAACGACAUCGCGUGUGCUGCGUUUGCGUCCAAUCCUGUCGACGCUUUGGAAACAACGACUGAAGUCGUAACGUACCACCCGCUUCUUACUGAUGCGUUACAUUCAUUGCUACUAUGUCACACCCUCAUCCAGACAUCGACGAAGGAACUUCAACGCCAUGCUUACAUGGUGGCCCGUCUGGCUCGGCUGGCAGACGGGUAUCCGGUCUUCCAAGCUAGCAGAUCGCCCGCUCGUGCAGACUGGAUUGAAGUUCUGCGGCGGGCAGAAAAUUGGAUCGAACUUGGAUCAAGCUGGGAGGCGCUUUGUGCUCCUGCGCCUCUUCCUAUUCCGCUAUCAGCGAACACCAUGUCCACUCCCACAGCCGGAGUCAAUGCUUUGUCUAUCACAAGCAGUACUAGCCCCGUUGAGACAGAUGAACAGCGUAGAGAACGAAUAAGACAGCAGGCCAUCAUUGAAGCUUUGGAAGAUGAAAGGGUGAAUGACGAGGCCAGCUUCAAAGCGGCGAUUCUUGCUCGUCAAAAACGUGCCGAGGCUGAUCAAACUACGGUCUCCGGCGGUACAUCUCCCAAUCCAAAUUCGAAUUCCGCACCUAAGAGGUGGGCUGUUGAUGAUGGCAGAGAAUAUCCCAUUUUGACCGAGCGUGCGGAGGCCGUCGCCCGCUGGAUACGGGAGGCGCCGACGGUGUCCGGUUCAGGUAGCGGAAAGCGCAAGAAGAAGCCGGCAACAAAAAAGGUGUCGUCCAUCGAGAAACUUGAUUUAGCCAGUGGCCGACCAGAGUCUAUGGCAGACCAGGUGUCUUUGGAAGCUUAAGUAGCGCUUCUAUGCGCCUCGGGAUUCAUUCUACACAGCUUCACUUAUGUAACUUGUAGUCUACACAUCAAAGCGAGGGAUCACGUUGAUCAGCGGGUUACCCCAAGAGUGGUCAGAGACAGGCAUCAAAGAUACAUCA